GGGACUCUAAACAAGCCUCUGUUUUUGCUGCGCACUUUCACGCUUUACCGAGCAAACAUGUAAAAAGUAGUCCGUCUAGCCGAGCUACAGUUCACCGAACCAGACCCGAGCUCAAGCCCAUGCCGGCCGGGACACUCUAGCGGCGGCGUCGACACUCAUUUUGUGGCGGAGAGAUGAAGGAGGCGCGGGGCUGCAGCAUGCGGAGCGCCGUCGGGUUUCUCUCCCGCAGGACGAUCGACGGACACCCGCAGCUGAAGGAGGAGUUCCAGCGCCGCAGACUGUCCGGCUGCUCUAGCCUCUACAAGAAGGACAUGCUCGGACACUUCGGCUGCGUCAACGCCAUCGAGUUCUCCAACAAUGGAGGCCAGUGGCUGGUGUCCGGGGGAGACGACCGCAGGGUGUUGCUGUGGCACAUGGAGAAAGCAAUACACUCACGGGCAAAACCAAUGAAGCUGAAGGGGGAGCACCUGUCCAACAUCUUCUGCCUGGCGUUUGACAGCACCAACAAGCGUGUUUUCUCAGGAGGAAAUGAUGAGCAGGUGAUUCUGCAUGACGUGGAACGUGGGGAGACGCUCAAUGUCUUCUUGCAUGAUGACGCCGUGUAUGGUCUGUCCGUCAGUCCGGUUAAUGAUAACGUCUUCGCCAGCUCCUCUGAUGACGGAAGAGUUCUCAUAUGGGAUACCAGAGAGCCACCACAUGGAGAACCGUUCUGCUUGGCCAACUACCCCUCAGCAUUUCACAGUGUGAUGUUUAACCCUGUUGAGCCUCGUCUGCUGGCCACUGCAAACUCUAAAGAGGGAGUUGGACUAUGGGAUAUCCGCAAACCCCGCAGUUCUCUGUUGCGGUACGGAGGCAGUUUGUCUCUUCAGAGUGCCAUGAGUGUUCGCUUUAACAGCACGGGGACGCAGCUGCUGGCUCUGCGCAGACGUCUGCCACCCGUCCUCUAUGAGCUCCACUCUCGUCUGCCCAGCUUCCAGUUUGAUAACCAGGGCUACUUCAACUCCUGCACUAUGAAGAGCUGCUGUUUCGCUGGCGACCGAGAUCAGUACAUCUUGUCUGGCUCUGAUGAUUUUAACCUUUACAUGUGGAGAAUUCCCACUGACCCUGAAGCAGGAGGCGCGGGUCGAGUGGUGAAUGGGGCCUUUAUGGUUUUAAAAGGUCAUCGGUCCAUUGUGAAUCAGGUCCGCUUUAACCCUCACACGUACAUGAUCUGCUCCUCCGGGGUGGAGAAGGUCAUCAAGGUUUGGAGUCCGUAUAAGCAGCCAGACAGUUUAGGAGAUCUAGAAGGCCUGGUGGAAGACAAGUCUCGCUCUCUCUACACUCAUGAGGAAUACAUAAGCCUGGUACUCAACAGCGGGACCGGCCUGUCACACGAUUAUGUCAGCCAGUCAGUGCAGGAAGACCCUCGAAUGAUGGCCUUUUUUGACUCACUGGUUCGGCGUGAGAUCGAGGGCUGGAGCUCGGACUCUGACAGCGAUUUGAGCGAGGGUGCGAUUCUGCAGCUGCAUGCCAGAGCCCGGCGGUCGACCCGCUCCACACGAUCCACACCACGAUCUCCUGCUGCUGUGUCUGCCGCUCAUCAUAGCGACUCCGAACACUCGUCUUCAUCUUCUCUAGCGGGACCUGAUGUGUCCGGGAGCGAACGGACGGAUCAGGAUAGAAGUGGGUCACAGAGGAACCGGGCCAGACCACGUGCGUCUGCGUUUCUGCUUGAUCUUGUGAACGAGGAUUCAGAUUCCAGUGGGUUUUGGUUAGACCCGAUGCCCCGUCCCAGAUCCCCUAGCCCACGUGAAAACUCAAGUCUUUCUAGCCACGCCUCCUCAGCGGGCGUAGCCUCCAGUUCAAGCUCCUCCCCCAGCUCAUCUUCUAGCUCCUCCUCCAGCACUGAUGGAGUUGACGAGGAGCUGCGCAGGAGCAGGAUGCGACAGCGCAAUGCAGCCAGAUGGCGCCGCCAUAUUGGCUUUUCUCCAAGAGACUCGGCCCAAACACUUCACAGCGCCACAGACUCCUCCAACUAUCCCAACAUUUCCAUCCACGAUCAGUCGUCCCCCUCUUCGUCCUCAGGUGACGAAGAUCGGCCUUUCAGAAAUCGUGGAAAACAAAAGCCAAGUCCGUCGCACUUAUCUGACAGGCAAUCGCAGUCCAGAUGUAGGCGCCGCAUCACUUCUUCCUUCUCAGGGGCUGGGGACGGCCCUUUGGAGAGGGCGAAAUCCCGAGCAGGCUUUCUGGCGGAGUCUGGGGAGGAACUGGAGCGAGGGAGAACUAGCGGAGAAGAGUUGAGUACUGUGGAGGAUUUAAACCUGACACUCAGCAGUCGGACCACAGUGGCUGGUGUUAACGGACGUCCACAUAUUGAUGAGAACUGUGGAGACUCUAUACACCCAGAAUGCUCUGGGGUAGAACUCGGUAAGAGCGCUGGUGAUUCCAGGACCCAGGGGGAGCCCUCUGAGCGGGAGAUCACCAGUGUUGCUGGGAAACGAACUUGUUCGGACUCAGGAGACGAGGAUGAUUCUCCAUCGGAGAAGAGGGCGAAGACGUGGUGAUGUCACAGCACAACUCACUGGCUCAGAGUCAAACUUGUGUUGAGUUGUUCAUCCUUAGACUCUUUUUGGUUUAUCAUUUCUGAACCAAGUUCUCUUUUUCUCUUUAUAUGAUGUCAUGCGUUCUGGGGUCACACCGCAGUGAUGACACUAAAAAAAAAAAA
Danio rerio (zebrafish) is the source of this 2704-nucleotide messenger RNA. RefSeq names its product ddb1 and cul4 associated factor 5 (gene dcaf5). The record is from RefSeq and is marked provisional. Lineage: Eukaryota; Metazoa; Chordata; Actinopteri; Cypriniformes; Danionidae.